Fulvia fulva is the source of this 1815-nucleotide messenger RNA. Its product is annotated as Alcohol oxidase. Gene Ontology annotation, molecular function: oxidoreductase activity, acting on CH-OH group of donors; flavin adenine dinucleotide binding. Lineage: Eukaryota; Fungi; Ascomycota; Dothideomycetes; Mycosphaerellales; Mycosphaerellaceae. The transcript is spliced from 5 exons. The coding region runs from base 1 to 1815 and encodes 604 amino acids. The record is from RefSeq and is a predicted model, not a curated record.
AUGUUAUCCUCAACGGCAGGUGGUCUUGCUGGCUGCGUUGUCGCCGGUCGCCUCGCGGAAGCAGACAAGAACUUGGUCAUUCUGGUCAUCGAACAGGGCCCUAACAACUAUGGCAUGAAGGAGGUGGUACAUCCAGCGCUUUACCCUCGCAACCUCUUCCCGCAAAGCAGGGUCACGCUGUUCUGGCAGACAAAGAAGUCUCCACAGCUCGCGAACAGGUCUCCAAUCGUCCCGUCGGGUGGUACAUUGGGUGGUGGAUCUGCUAUGAACUGGAUGGUCUACACUCGUGCACAGCGAUCGGACUUUGACUCGUGGAAGACGCCGGGCUGGACUGCUGAUGAGAUUCUGCCAUUCUUGAACAAGUUCGAAACCUACCACGGCAAAGGCGACAAGGAUCGCCACGGAUUCGAUGGCCCAGUGAACGUCUCAAAGGGCACACAUACCUGCACUCGCGCCGAGAACGCUUUCGUCGAAGCCGCUGCGAAGCUCGGAUACCCCGAGUCCAACGAUCUCCAGAAUCUCGACAACAACGAUGCCAUUGAGCGAUACUACAAAUACAUCGGCCCCAACGGCCGACGUCAAGACGCCGCUCAUCGCUUCCUCCACCCCAAGAUCCAGAGUGGCGAAUACCCCAACCUGCAUGUCCUCGUGGAGAAGCAGGUCGUCAAGGUCCACUUCGACGGCAAGCGCGCCACUGGCGUCGAAUACCAGACGAACCCGAAAUAUCUCGCCAACCCAGAGUUCUUGUCAACAGCGUACACAGCUCGUCGCUCUGUCAAUGCGCGUAAGCUUGUCGUCGUGUCCGCUGGAGCUAAUGGUACUCCCGGUGUGCUCGAACGCUCUGGUGUGGGUGAUGCGAAGCUUUUGGAGAAGCUUGGCAUCCCUGUUGUUGAGGAUCUUCCUGGUGUUGGAGAGGAUUAUCAAGAUCACCAUCUUUCGCUCUGGUCUUACAGGACGAACCUGAAGCCUAGAGAGUGUAUCAAUGGCUUUAUGGAUGGACGCUGGGACGUUGAUGAUGCGAUUCGACAUGGGGAUGAACUUCUUGGUACAAAUGGUAUGGAUGCACAGGGGAAGUUCAGACCAACUGAGGAAGAAGUUGAUGCUCUGGGCCCGAAGUUCAGAGAGGCGUGGGAUAGGGCGUUCAAGCCUUUCCCUGACAAGCCGCUGAUGAUUCUUGCUCUUUAUACAUGCUACUACGGCGACCACUCCGUCCUCCCAGACGAUGCCGAAUACGUCUCCAUGGCGAACUGGACAGGCUACCCCUUCAGUCGAGGCUCCGUCCACAUCAGUGGUGCAGACAUGCACGCUCCUGUUGAUUUCGAUACCGGCUGGCUCACUGACCCCGACGACAACGAUGUCAAGAAACACAUCUGGGCCUACAAGGUGACCCGCGAGAUGUGGCGCCGCAUGCCGAUUUUCCGCGGCGAACUCAAGGGCAAUCACCCUGACUUUCCCGAAGGCUCCGAAGCCGCCGUUGUCGAGAAAGCAGACGGUCCAAUGUACACAGACGACAAGGCCCGCAUCAAGUACACUAAGGAAGACGAUGCCGCUAUCGAGCAAAGGAUCAGGGAGAUCAUCUCAACGACCUGGCACAGUCUCGGAACGUGCAAGAUGGCACCGAAGGACCAGAAGGGUGUCGUUGAUGGUAAUCUCAGUGUUCAUGGCCUUGAGGGCUUGAAGUUGGCGGAUCUCAGUAUCCCACCGGAAAAUGUGGGUGCGAACACUGGAAAUACGGCCUUCGUGAUAGGCGAGAAGGCGGCGGAUAUUUUCAUCAAGGAGCUGGGGAUUCAGAAGGUGGAUUCGCCGCAGAUGUAG